AUGGCUUCCUCCUCAACAUCUUCAUGCUCUCCACCAGAAGGCCGUAUGGGGGAGUACAUGGCCCGGUUGUCUGAGAGCAUUGCUGCAAGGAGUGCAUCACGGGAUAGAGAGCGGACCCGUGAACAGGCCGAGGUUGACGAAGCUAUGCAACUUUUACGAGAAGAUGGUGUGCCAUCUACUUCAGACAUGUUCUUCUUUGCAACGGAUUUGUUCGAGGACUCAGUGACCCGGCGGGUGUUCAAGAAUCUGCUGACAUCUGAAGAACGUAUGGCUUGGCUGACAUAUCAAAUGAACAAGAACAACAAGUAG
Messenger RNA from Miscanthus lutarioriparius, 309 nucleotides. NCBI's taxonomy places the organism in Eukaryota, Viridiplantae, Streptophyta, Magnoliopsida, Poales, Poaceae. The record is from the annotation of a GenBank genome assembly.